Messenger RNA from Lagopus leucura (white-tailed ptarmigan), 437 nucleotides. Its product is annotated as homeobox protein Hox-C8. The record is from RefSeq and is a predicted model, not a curated record. Lineage: Eukaryota; Metazoa; Chordata; Aves; Galliformes; Phasianidae. The annotation marks the transcript as partial. The transcript has a single exon. Gene Ontology annotation, molecular function: RNA polymerase II transcription regulatory region sequence-specific DNA binding; DNA-binding transcription factor activity, RNA polymerase II-specific. Gene Ontology annotation, biological process: regulation of transcription by RNA polymerase II. Gene Ontology annotation, cellular component: nucleus.
CUCCCGGAAGACGCAGCGGCAGACAAACUUACAGCCGGUACCAGACCCUGGAGUUAGAAAAGGAGUUCCUCUUCAACCCGUAUUUGACACGGAAGCGACGGAUUGAGGUCUCUCACGCCCUGGGACUGACCGAGAGACAAGUGAAGAUCUGGUUCCAAAACAGGAGGAUGAAAUGGAAAAAAGAAAACAACAAAGAUAAGCUGCCGGGAGCCAGAGACGAAGAGAAAACGGAAGAAGAAGGGAAUGAGGAAGAGGAAAAAGAAGAGGAGGAAAAAGAAGAAAGCAAGGACUGAGUUCUCAGCCCCUUGAAGUCUCGUUUUAUGGCAGAUGAUAAAUCGAGAUGUUUACGACGGUCAUUUGCUUUUAUAGAGUAUAGAAUGGAGAGGCUCACACAGCAGUAACUACCUGUCAAACAGUUGUAGCCUUUUUUAUUGUCA